Molecule: messenger RNA, 3455 nt
Organism: Anopheles arabiensis
Lineage: Eukaryota; Metazoa; Arthropoda; Insecta; Diptera; Culicidae
Product: UDP-glucosyltransferase 2-like
Exons: 3
Coding region: 246-1859 (537 amino acids)
Molecular function (GO): UDP-glycosyltransferase activity
Source: RefSeq, a predicted model, not a curated record
AUGGCUCUUUUAGUUGAACGACGGUCGUACGGCACGGUGCGCUUAGGCGAGAUAAAGGGACUGUUUUGGGGGCUGCUGGGAAAAGCUCAUCAGUAAGCCUGGCCGGGUGAAAAGUGUUUGAUGGUGAAGUUUGGUGUCGUCUUCCUAAAAGAAAAAUUGUUUGUGUCCACCGAGAGUGAGCUCUUUGCCGAAGAAAACAAAAAAACGGGUGCACCAAAAGUUUCUCUGUGCUAAAGACGUGAACCAUGUGGGGAUACAAGGGAACUGUGCCGGUGUCGGUGAUGCUGCUCGUGCUGGCCGCUACGAAGAUGCCCACCCCAGCCUGCGGCGCUAGGGUGUUGGCCAUCUUUCCGUCGCCAGCCCGCAGCCACCAGAUAGUGUACCGUGCGUUCAUGAAGGGACUGAUCGAGCGAGGCCACGAGCUCACGAUCAUGACGACGGAUCCGUUCGCGGCGGAUCAUCCGAACGUGACCGUGAUCGAUUGGAGCUACGCGUACAGGAUUGUGGAGGAAAACCUGGACGUGGUCGAUAUGAAGCAGCGCAAUAUGAACUUCUACCAGAUUGCGGUGGAGCUGCGGCGUACGACGCGACUCUUCCUGGAGGCGCAGCUCGCCCAUCCGGACGUGCAGGCGCUUAUCCACAGCCGGGACGCACACUUUGACGUGGUGAUCGUGGAGUACUAUCAGUUCACACCGAUGUACGCGUUCGCCGAGCUGUUCCAGGCGCCGAUGAUCGGCAUCAGCUCGAUCGAUUCGAUGGGCAUGUGCCACGAAGCGAUCGGCAACGUGAUGAACGUGGUCGCCCAUCCGGAGAUGAACCACAAAUUUACGCGCGACCUGACGUUCCUGCAGCGCGUCGAAGCCGUCAUCUCGAACCUGAUGAUCCAGUACCACAUCCUGCCGACCGACUUUGCCGUGUUCGAUCGGAUGAUCGAGCAGAACUUUGGCAGCAACAUGACGCGCUCGUGGGAGCUGAUGCGUCGGAUCGAUUUCUUGAUGGUGAACGCGGAACCGACGCUCGGCUACGUGCGACCACUGGUGCCGAACGCGAUCCAGCUCGGCUUCAUGCACAUACAGCCCCCGAAGCCGCUGCCAGCGGAUCUGCAGACCUAUCUGGACCGAUCGGUGCAUGGGGUGGUGUAUUUCAGCCUGGGGACGCUCAUCAGAAGCGAUUCGCUCAAUCAGCACAAUCUCAACCUGUUCUUGGAGGUGUUUAAAUCGCUCAAGUACGAUGUGCUGUGGAAGCAUGAUGGAGACCUAGACCUGAACGGGACGACCAACAUUCGGAUGGAGCGUUGGUUACCGCAGCAGGAUCUUUUAGCCCAUCCGAAGGUGCGCGUGUUUGUGAUGCAGGGCGGCCAGCAAUCGAUGGAGGAAGCGAUCGACCGACAUGUCCCGCUGGUCGUGAUACCGUUCAACUUCGAUCAGUUUGGCAACGCGGACAAGGUGACCGAGCGGGGCAUCGGCCGCUCGGUGUGGAUGGAGCGGCUCACGGUGGAAUCGCUCCGUGAGUGCAUUCUCGACGUCGCCAGCAACAAGCGGUAUAAGCGCAACGUGGCCCGGCUGGGACGCUUGGUGCGCGAUCAACCGAUGCGCCCGGUCGAGAAAGCGGUCUGGUGGACGGAGUACGUCAUCCGGCACGGCGGUGCCGAUCACUAUCGCUAUCCUGCCGCUCACAUGUCCUUCCUGGUGUACCACUACUACGACGUGGUCGGGGCGGCGGUGCUGCUGGCCAUCGCUCUCCUGGCCGCACUGCACUAUCUGGCCGGGCGGCUGUUCCGGCGGUUCGUUGGCGCGAUCAUGUCAUCGUUCGAUCGGCCGCACGCGGUCGGUAAGAUGCUGAAAGAAAAGGCACUGUGAGUCGUACGGUGUUCGGGCACAUGAAAACCGUGACGCAACGGUAGUUUAGGGCGAUUGGGUCACAAACGUACACGAUCGAGACGAUUUCGCAGCAAUCCAGCGUGCCCAAUUAGCACAGGUUGACGACAGGUGGACGUCGCAUGGUGACAACUUACUGCCACACUAGCUUUAAUGGUUUGUACCGAUCGGGUAAACUUCCUGCGCCAAUGGAGUCGAUGGGAUCGAUCAUACUAUUUCGCUGCAUUUUUAUUGCAGCACAAAGGUUUUAGAGCGCGGAAAACGAGCGAGGGCAGCUGGUAGGGAAGGAGCUCACUGUCUCUCUAUUGUAUCUCUGCUUUGUUUUCGGCUAGGGAACCGUUAGGCAUCUCUAGAUUAAGCCACGAUAGUGUUAAGAUAUGUUGUGGACACGGUAAGGAAUAGAUAGGGAUAGACGCUGUGAUUGGGGAGAAUUUUAAUGGUGGAAAUAGACAGUUGACUCUUAAGAAUAGACUCUUAAUAAGGGAGCUCUGAAUUCUGAACAAAGAGGAUUUACACUCGGUCUAGUUUGGUUUAAAUUACCUGCAAUUCUAUUUCUUUUCCUGCUAAACUUGUUUGAUAUCUUGAAAGUGGCUUUGAUCAGUUAUUGAAUGUAGCGUGACAGAGAAAAUGAUUUUUCUUUUCCAGUUUUGUUCCAGUCCACCCUUGAAAAAUGUUUAAUUAUUCCAUUAAAUUUUGACUGUACCUUAACCUCCUUGAGAGUUUACUUUUAAAACAUAUUUGACAAUUUUUUUCUUUUCUGUCCUGAACCCCUUUAUUUUAUUUUCGGCCUCAGUACCAUGUAAUAAAACAUCAGUUUUUAAUGCUUAUUAAAAAUAAUAUAUUGCCUGUCGACAAAUUUUUAUUCACAAUUCCUCAAGCAAAAGACAUUAAAACAUCAAAUUUUAACUAUACUGUAACAGGCUACUGUAUAUGUUUUGGUAGACGAAUCGUGGUAGACGAAAGAUCGUGAGAGCGAUAUCAGACACUCCUGCAGGAGAUCAAGACCUCAAAGCGGCUAUGGCGCCGAAUAAGUCAGUAAGUAAGCAAUAAGCAUCAAAAUAUGAUAUAUUAGUCGGAGCGCUACCACCUACAUCAUGUGGCCCUACUGCCCUGUUCACACUUAAUUAUAGGGUCUAAAUUAUGUGUUGAUGUUAUCUCGACCUCUACGUCAUAACACAAACAAACACUUCUUUUUUACAUUUGCGGUGCUCUCCUCAAAUGAUGAUCACAUUCAAUAAAUUCAAAGGUAGCUUAAAAGCCAGCUGUACCUAGUGUAGCACGAAGGUUGUGGAAAUUGCAUCAAGUAAAUCAUUCCGAACUAGACGUCAACCCCGUGAGCCACCCACGUGUCUGGCUGUUCAGGGUUGCUAUGUACAUAGAAAUGAACUGCUUUCGUUAUGCACCGAGUCACAGGUCGUCACGGUAGGAAGGGCUCUCCAGUCAAAGCAAGCAGACACUCACACUCCCACUCUCCGAUGGAAUGAUGUACGUGCGCGCAUCACAUCGGGUUCCUGAAACGAAUGUUUUCACACUAGUGUUUUAAGUUUGAAAUAAAGAAUCAUAAUGUCAAACAUUUAA